Molecule: messenger RNA, 1118 nt
Organism: Mus caroli (Ryukyu mouse)
Lineage: Eukaryota; Metazoa; Chordata; Mammalia; Rodentia; Muridae
Source: RefSeq, a predicted model, not a curated record
AAUUGGGGGGCUGACCUGGCUUCCUCUGUUUCCUGCAGGGCUCAGGGAAGCUGUGCAAGAAGGUCUGGAUGUCCCUUGUGAUCACUGAUACUUGAGAGCCAGAAGUCUCCCCAUGGCUUUUUAUCGCAUCCGACAGUACCAGGAGAAGGACCACAAAAAGGUCCUGGAAUUGUUCUCUAGGGGCAUGAAGGAGCAUGUCCCUGCUGCCUUCCACCAUAUGCUGACACUGCCUCAGACUCUCCUGCUCUUACCUGGGGUGCCUGUGACCAUAGUCCUAGUGUCUGGCUCCUGGCUCCUGGCCACAGUAUGCAGCUUCCUCUUUCUCCUUUGCCUGCGGCUCCUUAUCUGGCUUUCUUGGAGAAAUUACGUGGCUACAAGUUUGCAAGCUGACCUGGCUGACAUCACCAAGUCCUACCUGAAUGCACAUGGCUCCUUCUGGGUGGCUGAGUCUGGAGACCAGGUAGUUGGCAUAGUGGGUGCUCGGCCAGUCAAGGACCCUCCAUUAGGGAAGAAGCAGAUGCAGCUUUUUCGCCUGUCUGUGUCCUCACAGCAUCGAGGACAGGGGAUAGCGAAAGCACUGGUCAGAACUGUCCUCUGGUUUGCUCGGGACCAGGACUACAGUGAUGUUGUUCUUGAGACCAGUUGUGUGCAGUACAGUGCUGUGGCUCUCUACCAGGCCAUGGGCUUCCGGAAGACGGGCCAGUACUUUGUGAGCAUAGCCACAAGGUUAAUGGGUCUUUCUAUCCUCCAUUUCACCUACUCUCUCCCUUUUGCUUGGGGAUCAGGGAUGUGACCUGAUAUCCUUUGUUUGCCUUGGAGGCUCCAGUUCACUCUGCUGUAGGAACAGGCCAUCCCUGACAUGUUCCUGCUACCAAUCCCAAGGGCUCCCUUUGCACUCCUUUCAGAUGCAGNCAGGCUGGUGGUGACCUGUGGGUGUUGGCUCCAUUCUGCCUUUUUAAGUAUCUCUCUUUCGUCUUUCUAGUGCCAUGAUAAGAUAGCACAAAACCCAACUGAGUUGAUCCUGCACACAUUUCACUUAGGAAUCUGUUAGCUGUCAGUUUCAGCUAGGUGGUCUCAAGACCUCAAGGCAAGCAACCUUGCUGAGCUGAAGUUCCAGC